UUGUCCCCGAUCAAUUAUACCAGAACCUCCGAGAGAAAAGGAAAGGCAGCAACAUCACCGCGCUUCUCACACACAAUGCCGCCGUUCGUCUCCUCCCUCACCCUCCGCACGCUGCGGACCAUCAUCCAGCGUCCUGCGUUCACUGCUAUCGCCGCCCCCAAGCCCUCAUACUCCAUCCCCCGGUUCCAGCCCGUCCUCCGCACACCCACGGCCGUCGCUGCCGCUACCACUCCCAGCCUUGCUAUCCGCCAGUUCUCGACCUCCCCGUUCCGCCAGGCUACCUAUAAUCAAGUUCGUCGCGGAUGCCGGGUUGCUCAGCGGGCGCGUCGUGCCCGGUCCCCGGCGCUGAAGGACAGGCCUGAGAUGAAGGGUGUGUGUUUGAAGACGGGUAUUACGAAGCCAAAGAAGCCCAACUCUGGUGAGAGGAAGACGGCAAGAGUACGGUUGAGUAGUGGCAAGGUGGUUACGGCUUAUAUUCCUGGUGAAGGCCAUAACGUGCAGCAGCACAGUGUUGUUCUUGUUCGUGGUGGACGUGCUCAGGAUUGUCCUGGUGUGAAGUAUCAUUUGGUCCGUGGUGCGAUGGAUUUGGGUGGUGUUGCCAAUCGGUUGACCAGCAGAUCGAAAUAUGGAACUAAGAAGCCGAAGAGGGAUUAAUUGAUCGAGGCUGGAGAGAUACCCUGACUAGGCCGAUGGGCGAGAAGCCGAUGUUCAGAUGCUUGUAUUCUACUAUCUACUUGGGUUUGUCAAACGAACUCUUAUCGUCGUCAUCGUUAUAAAAUAGCUAUGUACAUUUAUGAUGGAACUUUAUAUUGAACGGGUUAUUUUCGCUUUUCCCUCAAGCCAAAACAUAGUGUGGUAAUUGCCCUGCUGUAACCUUAGCGCUUCAUGAAUAUGCACAAUCACUCCCUAAAACCAAGUAAAGAAGAUGAUGAAAUAUCCUUAUAAUAAGACACAUGACACCGCGGAAAUACGAACAUAAAGGAAAAAGAGGAAGAAGACGAGGGCCGAAAUAGCCAAUGCCCAGCAUCUACAGUUGGAACAAAAUGGCCAGGUGGAUCUUCUUAUCGUUUAAGAUAGGUCUCCCGUAUGGCGGCGGUUCGCUCAAGUAGCGUAAGUCCGCCAUGGACCGCUCGUGCUCGAACCUUGUUACUGAUU
Aspergillus pseudonomiae is the source of this 1155-nucleotide messenger RNA. RefSeq names its product mitochondrial 37S ribosomal protein uS12m. Lineage: Eukaryota; Fungi; Ascomycota; Eurotiomycetes; Eurotiales; Aspergillaceae. Gene Ontology annotation, molecular function: structural constituent of ribosome. Bases 76 to 654 code for a protein of 192 amino acids. The transcript has 3 exons. The record is from RefSeq and is a predicted model, not a curated record. Gene Ontology annotation, biological process: translation. Gene Ontology annotation, cellular component: small ribosomal subunit; ribosome.